CACCUCUUCAAUUUAAUUGCAGUUCAUACUCUAAUAUGAAUUCAUUGAUAGAUUGUAAAUUUUAUUGCUGACCAUGUAGUGUUUUGAACAUAGUUCUGAAUAUUGCAUAAUAGGUGAACUUGUUAAAAUUUAUUUGUUUGAAUUCAACUUUGGAUAUCGUAGGAUAAACUGGCCAUUGGAUUUAAUUCAGUUUUUUCUUUAAUGAAAAGAUUUGUUCAAUUGUUAGGCAACCUUAUUUACCACCCCUCUAAUGUUGUCAUGAGACUACAAAUUUCAUUCUACCUACCAGAAAAUUUGAAGUUCUUCCAUAGAAUUCUGAGGAGAAUCUUGAAAAGCAUGAAAACACUAAUAGAACGAUAUAAUAAAACAAAAGAGGAGCACCAUCAGCUUGGGAACUCGACUUCUGAAGUCAAGUAUUGGCAAAGGGAAGCAGCAAUGUUACGGCAGCAACUGCAGAGCUUACAUGAAAAUCAUCGGCAAAUGAUGGGUGAAGAGCUGACUGGUCUAAGCGCCAAAGAUCUACAGAAUCUAGAAAAUCAAUUGGAGAUAAGUCUCCGUGGCAUCCGUAUGAAGAAGGAAAAAAUCUUAAUGGAUGAGAUACAAGACCUAAAUAGAAAGGUAAACCUAAUUCACCAAGACAAUACGGAACUUUAUAAGAAGGUAAACCUAAUUCGUCAAGAAAAUCUGGAAUUACACAAAAAGGUCUAUGGAACAAAGGAUGCCAAUGGAGCACACAUAAGCAGUCUUACAAACGGACUUAGUGUUGGAGAGGAUGCAGGCAUACCUAUCGACCUUCAGCUCAGCCAGCCACAGCCACAAGACCAUGAGGCACCAGAAAGAGCUACAAAACUAGGCAGACUACAACUACGCUAGCAAAAAGACGCCCUACACCAACCAGGAAGAUGUUUCUUAUUUUGCAUCAAGAAAAUGGUGUAUGGUUGCUAAUUAUCUUUCAAUCGACAAACUGUGGUAGAGUAGCAGAUUAUUCCAUACCAAAAGAAACCAGCUUUGUCUAGUUUGUGGUGAUUAAAACAAGCGUAUUUAUGCGAAGAGAAGACUAUGCAAAACAAAAAAUAAUUGGAACCGCACCAGCAUGCACACUUCAUUUUCCAGAAAUCUUAAGGUGACUGCAAGAACUUGUUGAUCCUCUGAGAAUCGAUCCUGGAACCUUUUCCCAAUCUUGGAGAAGCUGAAAUUGAAAAGUGGGUUAAUCUCUCCAACUUGCUUUCCCAAUUUACCUCCUCACAGAAUGCUGAUUACUGGCCUUGGAACGUUGAACAGGAGAUUUUUUUUUCUUCGAAGUCCCUCUCUCAAACAUGGACUUCUUCUUGCACUGGAGGUGAUAGCAUUGAUUCUCAUAUUGGAAAAGGGGCUUAUCCUAAGAAGAUCAAAAUUUUUAUACGAGAGCUCAGCCAUUCAUGCAUCAUAAGUCAAGAUUGCCUACAAAGGAGGCUUCCUUGGCUCUAUCUCCCAGAAUUAUGUCCUCUUGAUCAACAAUUGAUCAACAAUUUCCCCUUGGCUGCCAACUAUUGGAGCAUCCUGAUUGCAUCCUUCGAUUGGUUUACUGCCUUCCCCAACAAAAAUCACACUUUCCUUUCCGCGUUCUCACAGGACAUCCAUUCAAAACGGAAAAAAAAAACCUGUGGAAAAACUUCAUCAGAGCUUUAUUUUGGAGUAUUUGGAAAGAACACAACCCUUGAGUCUUCCCAGAAAAACACCCAAAUUUCGACACAACCAUGCAGAAUACUACUUGCUUUUCUCUUUUGUGGUGUAAAAAACACAACCCCCUUUUGUAAUUACACCCCUUCUUCCCUCAUUGCACAGUGGAAGAAUUUUUUUUUUUUGUAAAUCCUCUUGUUAGGACUCUUUGUAGUUUAUUUCAAUCUAUCAAUGAAAUGUUUGUUUCCUAU
This is a messenger RNA of Cucurbita maxima (winter squash), 1910 nucleotides long. Its product is annotated as MADS-box transcription factor 23-like. Gene Ontology annotation, molecular function: RNA polymerase II cis-regulatory region sequence-specific DNA binding; protein dimerization activity; DNA-binding transcription factor activity, RNA polymerase II-specific. The transcript is spliced from 9 exons. Gene Ontology annotation, biological process: positive regulation of transcription by RNA polymerase II. Gene Ontology annotation, cellular component: nucleus. The coding region runs from base 202 to 873 and encodes 223 amino acids. NCBI's taxonomy places the organism in Eukaryota, Viridiplantae, Streptophyta, Magnoliopsida, Cucurbitales, Cucurbitaceae. The record is from RefSeq and is a predicted model, not a curated record.